AUGAACCAACCAAGUCUCGCUCAUCGACUAAGCCUACGGCUCAUCUCCCCUCUAGGAAUCGCAUCCCGAGGUAUGGCCAAGAAGCUAUGGCGCAGACUGCGACCCAUCAAGAUACAGAUCAGCUCGCCGGUCUUGAAACCGCUGCCCGAUGCACUGGACUAUCAGCGUGCCUCGUCGCCAAGCUAUCGUGGCGUGUCAUAUAACCGGAUAUCGACGCUCAUGGACGUGGAUUACUUCCGCGGCAGCACGAAUCCAGGUGGGAAGAACUCUGGAAUACUGAAAGUGCUCAAUCCGGACCCCUCAUCCAAAGCGUCCAGCGUGGAUGUCCGCGGGAAGCCAUUUUCCAUAGCUCCAAACCCUCCUAUCGGUGCAGGCCCUCCCCGUCUGCCGGUACUUUCCUUCAUGGUUAGCCCCGAUCCACCUUUGUCGUCUAUGAUCGCAACGGCUCUUGAAGGACUGAGAUGUUCGCCACACGCGAGCUGGAUAACCGAAGAGGAAGAUAUGAGCCCGUCGUCGCCUCCCGCUUCAGAGAUGGACAGCCGCUCGGAUGUUCCAUCGCAGCCAACAACCAAGCAUACCAUUGCGCGAAAACCACUCCCUUGCCCAAAGGACAUUCUAUUCCCUCUUAGAAUCACCUCGGAUUACAAGCGUGACUGGAAUAUGGCUCGACUUGGCUGUCACCGUCAAACCAGCAGCAAUCCCAGCACCACAGAGACCAUCACUGUCAAAAACGCCCGGCACUCAAUUCAAACAACAGAGUGCUUUACUUCCGUUUCAGCCGACAAUCCUCGCAGCUCGUUCGGCGCCAAGAGCUGGACCUCACAGGACGUGUACCGCAACAAGCAAUCGCACAUCGCCGCAUACCUCGCAACGCUAGAUUACUCUGAAAUCCGGCGAGGGGUCGCCCCAAGCAUCCACAGCUUGUCAACCCGGGUUUCUUCUGGUAUCUCAUCAGUCUCCGGUGUCAGCCGAGGCACUUGGCGCAACAACUCCGUUGUAUCUGGUCCUGACGAGUUGUCGUUCGUGGCCAUCGCUGGGUUGGUCGCUCAGCACCGCAGAGGGCUCGGUGGAGUUUUGGAAAGAAAUUAUCGUUGA
Molecule: messenger RNA, 1095 nt
Organism: Penicillium riverlandense
Lineage: Eukaryota; Fungi; Ascomycota; Eurotiomycetes; Eurotiales; Aspergillaceae
Exons: 1
Coding region: 1-1095 (364 amino acids)
Source: RefSeq, a predicted model, not a curated record